Nomia melanderi (Alkali bee) is the source of this 3229-nucleotide messenger RNA. RefSeq names its product eukaryotic translation release factor 3 (gene eRF3). Gene Ontology annotation, molecular function: GTPase activity; GTP binding. NCBI's taxonomy places the organism in Eukaryota, Metazoa, Arthropoda, Insecta, Hymenoptera, Halictidae. The record is from RefSeq and is a predicted model, not a curated record.
GUAUAUACGUUCAUGCUGUAUAAAAAUCAGUAAGAACCGUAUAAUUUCCAAUAACAAUAAAACAUUGGUUCUAGUGAGAUCAUUCUCUGUUCUGAAAGGUAUAACAUUGUGAAAACAAGAUAUCUCUUUUACAUAUACUUUUUUGUGGAAAGUUCCACGUUAUCACGAUGGGUUUUGAUGUUACGCCAAGAACGAAAUUCGCGGUGCCAACAUAACCGGUUACAGCUAGAGAUAUUUUCGAUAAAAUCGUGCCUGGAGGAAAAAAACAAAUUGGAAUUGCCGUUUGUUGUGCUGCGGUAAAUAGCUUCGUCGAAUUUCUGUUCGAUUUUUGUAGCAUUGGUUGGCGUCCAAGGCCUGGUCAGAGGAAUGUUCUUGGGUUGAAAGUUGGUGUUUUGAUGUUUGUAGUUCCGGCGAAGUGGAGCAACGAAACAGACCACGGGGGUCGCACGCGGGGUACCGAUACGCGUGUUACGGUGUGCGCGGAUAUCGUAAAUAAUUAUUUUUUUAAACCCCGUCCCAAUCGUAAUCGCGGUUACAAUCGAGAUCCUGCACGUAGCAUAGCGUGAAUUUCGUGUACGAUUUAUCCACGAGGCCAACUUGACUACCGAACUCUGUUAAAUAUGGCGAACAGUGUAGCACCAGAUUCGUGGGAACAGCAGGCGGACAACGGAGACAUCGGUCCGCCGCAAGAUCAGUCCAUCGAAAGCAAAUUCUCGACCCUGAACGUGAACGCUGCGGAAUUCGUGCCUUCAUUCUGCAUUCAAUCACCGCAGGACAGUAACGCGGCCGACAGUUCCUGCAAUGUCGCUGUCAUGACGAAUAGUGUAACCACCUCUAUGCCCCCAGAAAUACAUCAUGGCGAUACCAGUCCAGUGGUUCUACCAGAUCCAGUUGGCAACCGAGUGGAGGAACCACCUGCCGGAGGAGGGGCUCCACCUCCGAAUGUCACUGACCAAAUAAAUGAACAUCAACCAGCCGAUUCAUGGGAAGAAGCAGCAGUGGAUGGAGAUCCACUGUCAACUCCUGAAAAUGAAGAAGUUGACAAUGAUGAAGAUGAGGAAAUGGUUGUUAAAGUACCUAAAAAGAAGCCUGUUAAAAUAACGGAAGACACUAAGAGUAAAAAGGAGCAUGUUAAUGUUGUUUUUAUAGGACACGUUGAUGCAGGAAAAUCAACGAUUGGUGGUCAAAUUAUGGCGUUGACGGGGAUGGUGGAUAAAAGAACUCUAGAGAAGUAUGAAAGGGAAGCGAAGGAAAGAAGUAGAGAGACGUGGUACUUGAGUUGGGCACUAGACACGAAUCAGGAAGAAAGAGAAAAGGGAAAGACGGUAGAAGUCGGUAGAGCGUAUUUUGAAACCGAACGAAAGCAUUUCACUAUUUUGGAUGCUCCUGGCCAUAAAAGUUUUGUACCCAAUAUGAUUGGUGGAGCGGCACAAGCUGAUCUCGCGGUUUUAGUUAUUUCUGCGCGAAAAGGUGAAUUUGAAACUGGCUUUGAUAGAGGCGGUCAAACAAGAGAGCAUGCUAUGUUGGCUAAAACGGCUGGCGUGAAACAUCUGGUUGUAUUAGUAAAUAAGAUGGAUGAUCCGACUGUGGAGUGGGAUGAAGGAAGGUACAAUGAAUGCAGGGACAAGAUACUGCCAUAUCUUCGUAAACUGGGAUUCAAUCCUGCGAAAGACCUUACGUUUAUGCCAGUUUCGGGGCAGUUAGGUAUCGGUUUGAAAGAUCCAAUUCCAGAGCAUCUUUGCACGUGGUACACUGGGCCGCCAUUUAUAUCCUUCAUUGAUUCUCUACCGUCACUUAAUCGUAAGAAUAGUGGACCUUUCAUCAUGCCAAUUGUUGAUAAAUAUAAGGAUAUGGGAACAGUGGUAAUGGGCAAGGUUGAAGCUGGAGAAGCAAAGAAAGGACAGUCAUUACUUGUUAUGCCUAAUAGGACGGCAGUGACGGUAGAUCAAUUAUGGUCAGAUGACGAGGAAGUGACAUCGGUUGGUCCGGGUGAAAAUGUAAAGAUUAAGUUAAAAGGCAUUGAGGAGGAAGACGUGAGUCCCGGAUUCGUAUUGUGCGACAGUAAUAAUCCCAUAAAAACGGGGAGAGUGUUCGAUGCUCAAGUGGUUAUUCUGGAACACAAGAGCAUCAUUUGUGCUGGCUACAGUGCUGUGAUGCAUAUUCAUUGCGCCGCGGAGGAAGUCAGAGUAAAGGCAUUGAUUUGCCUUGUCGACAAGAAGACGGGUGAAAAAAGCAAAACCAGGCCGAGGUUCGUGAAACAGGACCAAGUUGCUAUAAUGAGAAUCGAAUGUGCAGGUGUCAUAUGCCUUGAAAGAUUUAAACUAUUUCCACAGAUGGGACGUUUCACCCUUAGGGAUGAAAAUAAGACUAUCGCUAUCGGUAAGGUGCUGAAAGUGGUAGAGUAAAUGUUGCUCAACUGUGACCACAGAUUGGGAUUAUUAAUCAAUUUCGGAUACGACGAACGAACAUAUGCAGAAGAGUACGUAAAGCCGAACACAGUACGCACGAGAAAAAAACGAAACUAAAAGGAGCAAAUGUAACCGGCGUAACGAACUAUUCGCGAGCUACCGUUAAUUGUAACAUACACCCAUCUACACGCAAAAGAAGCAAGUAAAAGAAAAAAAAAUGAAAAAAGAAUAUAAGAAGUCCUGCGUCAAAUGGAAAAUGCACAUUACAUCGUAUGCACAGACAGUUGGGCUGGGGUUCAGGGGAAACCACGUGGGGGGAGGGUGGGUAUUUAUAACCUGAAAUAAAGAAAAAGAAAAGCAAAUAGAUUUGAUUAUAUAGAUAAAAAAAAAGGAGACAAGCAGCUAAAGUAAAAUAAAUAAAAUAAAUGAAACUCGAGAGCGCGUGUUCCUCCUAAUUAGGUAAGCGGAACGACAGACACUCGCAGCGGAGUUAAUUAUAAAAGUCGAAUAAUGAUCAAAUGAUGGACAAUGUCUCCUUUAAUAUUGUAAAACACGAUAUUUUUAUUCUUCUGAGGUGCGAGACAUUAAACGAGCGUGAGGGAGAGGAUUACCGAUUACCGCAAGUAAAAACUAAGAAAAAAAAACAAAUAUUAUUAUUAAUAUUAUUGUAUUGAUUAUUGAAUAAUUAUUAUUAAAAUUUGGUGGUAAGAAGCUGAGGAAGAAAAGAGGAGAGGCAGAAAAUUUAUUUAGAUACAAAUCAGCCGGAUAGUGUUACACGACAAUUUGUAAUUAUAAAAAAAAUUAUAUUAAUUAUUAUUAAU